Messenger RNA from Homalodisca vitripennis (glassy-winged sharpshooter), 959 nucleotides. RefSeq lists its product as uncharacterized. The coding region runs from base 160 to 546 and encodes 128 amino acids. The transcript is spliced from 4 exons. The record is from RefSeq and is a predicted model, not a curated record. Gene Ontology annotation, biological process: septate junction assembly. NCBI's taxonomy places the organism in Eukaryota, Metazoa, Arthropoda, Insecta, Hemiptera, Cicadellidae.
CCCCGGAGCUGGCAACACUUGGUCACUCUGCGCAUGCGCCUCGAUCCCGCCUCGGUUUGAAAGCAGUCCGAAGCUCUGCCACUCAUUCCGUAGUGAAACAUUUUGUGAUUCAGUACCUCGGUUUAUUUCUCUGUGCUCAUAAAUAUAUAAACAUUCAAAAUGGCCAUCAGUAGAUUGACAAUCGUCAAAUUCGUCGAACUGGCUCUGGCCAUCGCCAUUCUCAUCAUCCAUUACCAGACCAUCGAGGAGCCAGUGCCCUUCAGCUCUCUCGUAGCUACUGGAACGUACGCCGGCUUCGCCGUCAUCGUGGUCGGCACCUUCCUAGGCUUCAUGACCGGCAACUCCAUCAACAAAUCUGUGGACCUGUUCUUCUGCGUUGCCGGAGCCAUCCUCUACAUUCUCUCGGCCUGGUUCACAUACAACCACUUCUCUAACUGGAAGUUCAACACCAGCCAUGCCAACCUCGGACUCACCAAGGCCGUUUUGGCUCUCAUCCAGGGCAUCGUCUUCAUCGUAGAUGGCUUCUUUACGUUCAAGGUCGAAUAAGCGACUCCACCAACAGAGUACAAACACCCCCGUAUCAGAUCUAUGGAUCUAAUUCAUUUCAGAAAAUUAAUUCGAAAGAAAAGAUUGAAAGUCAUCAAGAAUGGGUGCUAAAAAUAUUCUCAUCCCCACACGUCACAAUAUAUCAUCCAUUUCAUGUUAAGUUAUUUUACUUUUAUUGUAAGUUAGGCUACGCUAGUGCUUUAUCAGCUCUUCUUUUUAAUACUUGACCCGACUUGUUUCUUCUUUAUAUUUUUAAGAGCUGGUUAUUUUCGUUUUAAAUCCAAGACAUGUCUUGACCCUGUGGUGCAACUAUAUACCAAUGAUUUCCCAGUUAAUUAUUACUAGAGUGUCGAUUUUAUUCUUUGUUGUAAAUUAUAAGUAUAUUUUUAUCAAUAAAGUUUAUAUUUUCAGUA